Protopolystoma xenopodis is the source of this 247-nucleotide messenger RNA. Lineage: Eukaryota; Metazoa; Platyhelminthes; Monogenea; Polystomatidea; Polystomatidae. The record is from the annotation of a GenBank genome assembly.
GCUGUACGUAGAGGAUGUGCGGAAUGUGCCCGUUUUCUUCUAGCCUAUGGAGCUAAUCCGCAGCCAUUGGCCGUCCCUCCGGGGACUUCUUUUCGCUACUCUUCACAUCCUGCCCCAAAUAACCCUUCUGCUGUUGUCGUUCCACCUUUGCACCUCGCUAGACAGAUGCACCAGACUGCCAUUGAGGCCGACAUCCGAGCCAGUUGUGCCCAGCAAGUUGUCUCACUAUUCCAGUCAAUUAAAAUAA